Molecule: messenger RNA, 234 nt
Organism: Protopolystoma xenopodis
Lineage: Eukaryota; Metazoa; Platyhelminthes; Monogenea; Polystomatidea; Polystomatidae
Source: the annotation of a GenBank genome assembly
AUGGGCCUGACUCGCCUCCAGGAGCAUUCGCCACAUGUGGAACUAGUGCGGUCACUAAGCGGUGGGUGUCAGAACUCCACGGAAUUCAGCCCACCUCUCGAUUCCCGAAGGCUAGGUGACCAGACCUGGCACAAAUUGAGCCUAUUGGCCGACUCGUCACGAAGAGCCAGAGCAACCGGUGGCCUCACUCCUGAACGGGACUCGAUGUCAAGUCGGCAACGUCUGAUGAAGUAG